AGUUGAAGAGCUCUUGGGGGUGCUCGAGCCGAAAAAGGGCUAUUUACAGUGUGAUCUCAGCCAUUUAUAUAUCUGUUUACAGAUAUAUAAAAGCAAGAAAAAAGGAAAAAAAAAACCUUUUAAAAAAAUUUGGUUGCAAUGAGUGACUACGGCAAAUUUUUACAGUGUGAAAAUUUGCCACCUAACAUAACCACAGAAUUUGGCGCACUUUCCCCAAUCCGAGACAACAAGACAAUUUAUGUAAGGCGGGAGUUUUCCCAUAUCCUCGAGAAAUCCGAUUCAAUCAAGUCAAAACUGUCUCAAAUUGAAAAAAUAAACUCGAUUUGUAACACUCAGCGAGGCCAAAAAGAAAUUGUUCGGUUCAUCCUCAACCAACAUCAAAACAAGCCCUCCCUAUUUUACACCAGCAACAUGCGCCAGUACUCCGAGGAAGAUUUUAAGAUCAAAUUCUGGUCGCAUAUCUUCGAGGAGGUCUUUGGCUAUAGCAAAAUUGAUCUUAAAUGGGGGGACACAAUCCCCCAUUCAUUAUCAAGCUCCAAGGUCCAGGCAAAAAUGGGUCUUCGCACAACCACUUCCUCGGAACCCAUGGAUUAUACAAGGACCGGAAUCUUAACGACCAUAUAUUGCCUUGGUUUGAUUAGAACAAGAUGAAGUACAUGGCAGUCGAAUCCCAUGAUCUGUAUUAGUGGGAUACUGAUGGUUUUUGGGUCGGACUUCAAAUUGUUUACGAAAGAGUUAAGAUGCAAUUUGGACAGAAGAACAAGCUUGAAUUUAUCCAAAUAAUACUUGCUAGCCGUGCACUCUUUAGCGAAUUCUACCAUUUUCUACC
This is a messenger RNA of Mucor mucedo, 829 nucleotides long. RefSeq lists its product as uncharacterized. The transcript has 4 exons. Bases 139 to 651 code for a protein of 170 amino acids. The record is from RefSeq and is a predicted model, not a curated record. Lineage: Eukaryota; Fungi; Mucoromycota; Mucoromycetes; Mucorales; Mucoraceae.